GGGGAGGGCUGCGGCGGAGCCCUCACGUCGGGACCCGCAGCGGAGCCGCGCACGGCUCGAGGUGGAUUUCCAAUCGGGUUAGCGAUCUCGCUGGCGCAUUGUGCCGGGCGCUGCGCUUAAAUGAAAUGCCACACGUCCCGGGUAAAGGUCACACUCGUGCUCUAAUCCGCGGAGCCGAGCGGCGGCUCUCGAGCCUGCGGCUUCCUCCUCCGGCUCUGGAACGUGUGGCUGGCGGGGAUGCCGCGAGGAGGCUGCAAAAUAACCGGCGAUAUUUUCCCUAUUCUUACCGUUUAUUUUGAAAAAGCACGGCCGUUUCCCACCCCCCCACCCCCCAACCCCCCCCGUUUGAGCACGCGGCCGAUGCCAGCUCGCUGCCCGCUGCCGGGGCUUGGAGACAGGGGACUGAGACCCGAGGCAGGAAGGCAGCGCCUCAGCGCAGCUCUGAGCAGCCGCCCGCAUUUAAGCUUAUAAAUACCGCCCGAGCGCUGCCCUUUAAAUCAAACUCCAGAUGAGGGCUAAUCGAAGGAGAUCGCUACGAGUCCCCGAUCGCUUCUCUCUCCCCACGCCGGGAUUUGCGCAAAUCUACCAAUGAUCCUUCCAGCGGCCUGGAACCGAGCGCUGGGGCCGCCCUCGAUUACCGCCCCCCCCCCAGCCACCCCCCCCAGCCGCAGCGCUGCCGCCGGCCCCGAGGUUGUGCAGUGGAAACUGGCGGGCAGCCAGGCGGGGCUGGAGGUGGAAAGAGGAAAGGCGCCAGAAGGGAACUCGUGCGCCGCUGCGCCGCUCCGCCCGCCCCGCUUCCUGGCUCCCCGCGCCGCGGCCCCGACGGCCGUCCUGCCCCCCUCGACGGCCGCCCCCCGCCCGGCUCCCGGGGCCGCGAGGAAUCGCCUUCCUUCUCCCGCCGCCGCCCGGCACCGGGUUUUUCUCGUUUCCACGCCAAGAGCGCGCGAACAAAACUUGGUGCUGCCGCUGGCGUCGACGGCUGCCAAAAGUCUGUUGACGUUGCGAGGGAGACCCGAACGCUCCCCGCUCUGAUCCGCCGCCCGAGCAGCGCGGUGUGCCCCCGCCUGCCCCUGCGGUGCGGGGCCGGGCGCUCCCGGCUGGGCUCGGCACGGCGUUGCGUGCAGGUCAGUGCUUGCAGGCGCCGCUCACAGCUGGUUUCACACGGCGGCAGGGCUGCGGAACCGCGUGUGCGCGUUUCGCUCUCGCCCCCCCGCGCGCCUCCCCCCGUCGCGCAUCACCGCCUAUAUUUAGCCGCGGAGGGCCCUAUCGGGCAGGCACCUCCCGGAGGAAAUGCCGGUCGCGCUCCGGGGGCUGCGGCGCUCCGGGACGGGCGGUGCGCAGCGGGGAGAGGAGGAGGAGGAAGGGGACAGAGGCAGGGAAGGAGGAGGGGAGGGGGGGGAGGGGGGGAGAGAGGAACGCGGCCUUGCUCUCCCCGCUGCGCACCGCCCUGCCUGCCGUCGGGGUUUCGUAACGGGGCCGCCCCCGCGGAAGGCGGGUAUAAAUAGAGGAGCGCUGCCCUCCUUGUAGCGCUGCGGGCACCCCCGGGAUGGGAGGAGAGGAGACGAAGGGGUGCGACCAGAGGUGCAGCUGCAGUGAUGCGAGGACUGGCACCGGCGGACCUCUACCCCGUCGCGGUUCACAUAGAGUUCACGGGGUGCCGAGCGCACGUGUGUGCCUGGGGUGGCUUUAGGGGAUCGGGCUGCAGCUGGUGACCCCGCGCCCCAAAGGGCUCUGGUGCAGGAGGCUCCUGUCUUCCGGUGCAGUUCUGUGCUUCGUUAGUUGCCCCAGUGCAGGCGCUGCACCUUAUCUCAGCCAUCCGCGUCCGGGGAGAAGCCCGGAGCUGGCCCCAAAAGGAGUGGGGUGCGAGGCUCCCAGCGGUGCGGCCACCAGCCGUACGGAAAGCCUUAAAUCACUCCAGCCAUGCUGCUGCUGCCUCUAUUGAAAACAUUACGAGCGGCGCAUCUGGAAACCAGUAAAUCUGUCCAGAAACCGUCUUUGCAGUGAAAUAACUCCUUCUGAAUGAUAGCGCGGUCUGUAAUCUCCGCAGAUUUUUGUUUCCUCGCAGCGAUUUUUGUGGGCUUCGUUAUUAGAGAGCGAACGGUGCCGGAGAGAGGAGGGUCACGGCGCCGUGCCAUUAAUAUACAUUUGUUCCAGACGCGGAGUUCUGCACAAAAGGCCGCUCCGAGGGGAGAGGGAAGUGUUGGGGAGCGAACGCCGCUCGGGCCCUUCCAUCCCUCCCCACGUGUGCGAAGUAUUGUGCUGAGGCGCAAUCUGGGAUUCUUCCCCAUUAAAUGCCAAAGCCGUCAUUUGCAUAUCCCGGAGCCUAACAAAGGAAAUGAGUUUGCCGGGGAAGCUGCGUGCGGUGGGAGACGCUCCGCGCCGAGCUCCCCGCGGUCAGCCCUGUGCGCGCCGAGCCGCCCGCUCGCGGGCUUCUAUUUUUGCGAGAGAGGAAGAGCCGAGGGAUAUCCUGUGCAUUAAGGCUCCCCCUACUUCUUAACCCGGCGUUCGGCAGCGGGAUGCGGGCUGAAGCGCGGUCGAAAGCGACAACUCGAGCUCCGAAGAGCAAUUAAAAUCUUGCGCCGGAAUAAAUCAUGCGCCGCGCUAAUCCUGUUAAUAAAACGCAGCUUGUCCUGACACUUCGCUCAUGCAGCAAAGCAGGAUUUAAUGCGAGCGGAGGUGGCGGUGGGAGGGAGAGGCAUUCCCUUCACUGCCGGCUGUGGGGACGUGGCUGCCUCUCGCCCUCUCAUCUGCUGUGGCCAGCCCCGGCCUGCUUUGGGAGCCCGUUGCUCCGGCCCCGCCGAGAAUAUAAAACCGUGAAGAAAAGCAGCGAUUUUUUAAGGAGACGUCAUGCUUUCUGCAACCCCCCUGUAUGGCAACGUUCAUAGCUGGAUGAGCAAUGAGAGGGUCCGCAUGUGUGGAAUUAAUGAGGACAGGAAAAUCCCAGUUAACGAUGGCGAUGCACCAAAAAGCAGACUGGAGUUGAGGGAAGAAAACCACCUGAAUCACAGUGUGGUGGAUGCAACUACAGCCCAUCGCAUUGACAGUCUGGCAGCUCUGAGCAUGGACAGGUCUGGACUUAUGCGAGAAGGACUCAGGGUCCCUAGUAGCAUUGUCUAUUCCAGCUUGUGUGGACUUGGCUCUGAAAAGUCGCGGGAUGCUACAGGUUCUAUAACCGGUCUCGGAUUUACUCCUGAAAGAAACCCAGAGAUACAGUUUAAGUCUAAUGCCCCCGAGGCAGUAGAAAGCGCAGCUGUCUCUGGAAAAGGCCCGAAUGGCUUCAGCGCUAUCUACAAAACGCCCCCUGGAAUACAAAAAAACUCAGUCCCGACGGGAGAAACGCUGGGCUUGGACCGCGCCGCGAGCGACAAGCAGAGCCCUCUGGGCGUCAAUGGUGCUAGCUACCUGCGGCUCCCCUGGGUGAAUCCCUACAUGGAGGGCGCGACGCCCACCAUCUACCCUUUUCUUGACUCACCAAAUAAGUAUUCGUUGAACAUGUACAAGGCGUUGCUACCUCAGCAGUCCACCUACAGCUUGCCGCAGCACCUGACCUACUCGCCCGUCUGCACCAACGGUGAGCGCUUCCUCUACCUGCCCCCCUCCCACUACGUUACCCCCCACAUCCCCUCCUCGCUCGCCUCACCCAUGAGGAUCUCGGCUGCCUCGGCGUCCCCAGCCAUCCCACCCUUGGUGCACUGUCCGGACAAGGGUCUGUCGUGGAAGAUGGGCGUCAGCCCUGGCGCGCCGGUCGAGACGCACGCCUACCCACACCUGCCGAACAGCAAGCAGCCCCGCGUCCCCGCCGCCAAGCCGGCGCCCAGUGGCCUGGCGCCCGACCCUGCGCUCCUGCUGCCGCACUCGCCCCGGCCGUCCCCUCGCCUCCCGCUGCCCGCCCAGGUGGGGGAUGCCUACGCCGAGUUCCACAAACACUUCCCCAGCAUCGCCACGUCGCCCUCCUCCUCCGUCCCGCUCCCCAAGCCCUACCUGAACGUGGGUGGCGACUUCCCACCUGCCCGGCUGCCCAACGGCAAGCUGCCCAAGGCCGGUGAGGCUGCUGAAGGGCCAGCACAGGCGGUGCCCCAUGCCAGGAAGGCCAGCCAUGAGCGGAAGGACGGCCGCUCGCCCCCGCUGCUCGAGAAGCAGGCCCCGGCCAAGGAUGUCACUGACAAGCCCCUGGACUUAUCGGCAAAGGUUGUUGAUGCUGAAGGUGCCGGGAAAGUGGAGCAUAUGAAAAAAAUGCCACCGACGGUACUGGUGCAUGGCCGGGGGGGAGGUGGGCCUCUGCUGCCAGGGGGCGAUGCCCAGAAGGAGACCCUUUCCCCUGGGACCUGUCCCAUCUACCGGCCCGAGAUCAUCAGCACGGCACCUUCCUCUUGGAUCGUCCCUGGGCCCGGCCCCGGUGAGGAGAGUGGCAAGAGCGUCACGCUGAAGAACAAGGCGCUGGACUGGGUGAUCCCGCAGCAACGGAGCUCCUCCUGCCCCAGGAUGGGCGGCACGGAGGCGGCGGUGGGCAGCGUGUCAGGGACGGUGCCGGCAGGAGGACGGCCGGCUUCGGCCUCGCCAGCUCCCAACGCCAACGCAGAUUGCGCCAAGGCGGCCAGGAGUGGCGCGGAGAGCACAGCCUCAGUCAUACAGCACGUCGGGCAGCCCCUGGCCGCCUCGGCCAAGCACAGCAAUAAGGUGACCAAGCCCUGCGGCCAGGAAGCCGGCUUCAAAGCCACCGAGAGCACCCUGGCCUCCAGCCCCAUCUUCCUGCCACCCAACGAGGCGUUCCGCUCCCCACAUCUGCCCUACCCCAGGAGUUACCUCCCGUACCCUGUCCCGGAGGGCCUGGCCAUCAGCCCUCUGUCCCUGCACACCAAGGGGCAUGUCUACCCGCACCCGGUCCUGCUGCCCAACGGCAGCCUCUACCCUGGCCACCUGGCUCCCAAGCCUGGCCUCCCAUACAGCCUCCCGGCUGGCCGCAGUGAGUUCAUGACCUACCAGGACGCGCUGAGCAUGGGGAUGGUGCACCCCAUGUUGUUGCAGCACUCGGCGCUGGAGAUGGGCAAGGAGGAGAAGGCGGAGCGGAGGUCGCGGUCCCACGAGCGGGCACGCUAUGAGGACCCUUCGCUGCGCGGCAGGCUUCCUGAGCUGCUGGAGGCUGGUGGCAAGGUGCACUACGAGGUUGCGUCCAGCGAUAAGAUGGUGAAGUUACACCAGGGGUCUGGCCACGGCAAGAGCUCCUCCAAAAGCGACAAGCAUCUCUUCCCAGAGCUCCUGCGGGACGAGCAGGACUCUAAAAGCGAGGCAAGCUUAGCAAAAGCUGGCUUCGCUGCUGAGAGCGGCGGUCAGGCUAACGACCCGACGAAGCACAAGGUAGAGCAGGCAUCUCAGCACAGAGAUUUUCUUGAGUUUGGAAGGAAUAGCGAUCUGCACGACAGCUAUAACUUUAAGCAAGCCCCAGGCUCGGCAUUGUUCGGUUUGAGGAAAGAAGACCUAUCUGCUGUCCAAGGCAAAGAGAGAGUGGCCCUCCAGCCUGCGCCUGCCUUCCUGGAGGCUGCCCACGAGACCGACGGCCCCGCGCUGACUUUUGGCAAAGCGCAGGACGACGCCAAGCAGUUCUGCUUGGGCACCGCUCAGCCCAGCCUCGAACCCAACCAGACCUAUACCAAAGAUGGACCCGAUGACGCAGACUCUGCUGAUGGCAAAAUAUUGAAACCCAAGCCAUCCAAACUGGCAAAACGCAUCGCGAACUCUGCUGGUUACGUAGGUGACCGGUUCAAGUGCGUGACGACCGAGCUGUACGCGGACUCGAGUCAGCUCAGCCGGGAGCAGCGGGCGCUACAGAUGGAAGGAUUACAAGAGGACAGUAUUUUAUGUCUACCUGCUGCUUACUGUGAGCGUGCAAUGAUGCGCUUCUCAGAGUUGGAGAUGAAAGAGAGAGAAGGCCAAACAGCUACCAAAGACUCAGAGGUCUGCAGAUUCAGCCAGGCAGACUGGGAAAACUUGAAAGGAAGCGGUGAAAAGAAGCCAAAGCCUGUCGCUCUGGAAGAUGCCAUUGCUGACCAAAAUGACAGUGACAGAUGUAACUUUGCUAAUGCAGAAAACAACCAAGGUCACUUUCUCGAAGCUCUGGAGGAAAAAGAUCUCUCAAAUGAGAAAUGUUAUUUAGAGAGACAUUCAAUAUACGACAAAGCGGAAGACCAGCCAACAGAAGAGAUUGGCCAACAUCCAUGUCCGCGUCUGGACAGGAAGCGUAAACACUCUGGUGAGAGAGUGCAAAACGAUGGCAGCCAAAGCGAGGGCUUUGUGGACGAGCUGCAGGAUGAAUGUGUAUCAAAGGCAAAAAAGAAGAAGAGCUCCAAAGAUGACUGGCCUGAGAGGGAAAUGACAAACAAUUCCUCUAACCACUUAGAAGAGCCCAAUUGUAAUGAGGUGACCAACCUGAAGGUGUGCAUUGAAUUAACAGGGCUCCAUCCCAAAAAGCAGCGUCACCUGCAGCAUCUUAGGGAACUAUGGGAGCAGCAGGUGUCACCAGAGAGAUCCCCGUCCGGCAAGUUGGGCCGGCAAAGCAGGAAAGAUUUAGCUGAGGCUGUUCAGCCAGAGGCCACUGCAAAGGUCAAAGACUUCACAGAAGAAAGGCACACCAAGAAAAGGUCAGAGGCCAAAAGCAAUAGAAGUUGGUCUGAAGAGUCCCUCAAAACAAGUGACAAUGAACAAGGCUUGCCUGUAUUCCCAGUGUCUCCGCACAUGAAGAGCCUUUCAUCCAGCAAUGCAAACAGCAAAAGGCAGGCUCAGCCAAGCUGCACUCCAGCCUCGAGGUUGGCUGCCAAACAGCAGAAAAUUAAAGAAAGCCGGAAGACAGAUGGGCUGUACACAGACGAAGAGGAGGAUUUCCAACCUGAGUCUCUGCUGCAGAAAUACGCCGAGUGCGAGAAGCCAUCAGGGAAACGUCAGUGUAAAACAAAACACUUGGCACUGCAGGAGAGGAGGAGGAGGUCAUCCCUGACAGGGGAUGACACCACAGAUAUCGAAAAUGCCGAAGAUAAGGUGGCGGUACCGAAGAAGGCGAGGAAGCGCACGGAGCCCGCUUUGGACUGCGACUCCUCACCGGCCAAGCCCUACGAGCAGAAGCUGUAUGAGCGGCUGCAGCCCGCCCCGCCGCCCCCCCAGCCGGCCGCGCUGCAGGUGGCCAGCCCCCCUCCCGAGCCCCCCCCCAGCCGGCCCAUGCCGCCCGAGGCCCGCCGCCUCAUCGUCAACAAGAAUGCGGGUGAGACCCUGCUGCAGCGAGCGGCCCGCCUGGGCUACGAGGAAGUGGUGCUGUACUGUCUGGAAAACAAGGUCUGCGAUGUCAACCACCGUGACAACGCGGGUUACUGUGCCCUGCACGAGGCCUGCGCAAGGGGCUGGCUGAGCAUCGUGCGGCACCUCCUCGAGUACGGGGCUGACGUCAACUGCAGCGCGCAGGAUGGAACCAGACCUAUCCACGAUGCAGUAGAAAACGAUCACUUAGAAAUUGUCCGCCUGUUACUGUCUUAUGGUGCUGACCCAACGCUCGCGACGUACUCGGGGAGGACCAUUGUGAAGAUGACCCACAGCGAGCUGAUGGAGACCUUCCUCACAGAGUAUUUAACUGACCUGCAAGGUCGAAGUGUUGAUGACCCUGGUUUGUACUGGGAUUUCUAUGGAAGCUCUGUGUGUGAUCCGAAAGACGAAUCUGGAUUUGAUGUCUUGGCAAACCCCCCUGGCCCGGGUGAAGAAGAUGAAGAUGGCUUUAGCGAUGUGUUUGAGUUUGAAUUUUCAGAUGAGCCUCCCUUGCCGUGUUACAACAUACAAGUGUGUCUCUCUCAGGGACCGCGAAACUGGCUCUUGCUCUCGGACGUGGUAAAGAGGCUAAAAAUGUCAUCUCGCAUCUUCCGCUGCAACUUCCCCAAUCUGGAAGUCGUCACCAUCACAGAGGCAGAGUUUUACAAACAGACUUCUCUCAGCCAGUUGUUCGCUUGUGCUACGGACCUUGAAGCGUUUAACCCAGAAAGCAAAGAGCUGUUGGACUUGGUAGAGUUUACAAGCGAACUCAAGACUUUGUUGGGCUCCUCGCUUCAUUGGUUGCAUCCACACGAGGACCCUCCCUUCGACAUCCUUUGGUGAACCAACAGGCCGUUUAAUGUACAGUGCUAUAUACAGUUACUUCUUUAUGUAUAUGUGUUCAAAUGCAAUUGUUUCUGUAAAGAAAGGACACUAUUAAAUAUGAAAAUAUCUUUCCUUUAUAUAAGAGAUCUGAAUUCCAGUUGGAUGGAUUUUGGAAGAAUUUUUUUUUAACUUCAGUCAGUUUUUACAAAAUUGUUAUAUAAUGUUUCUUUAAAUGCACACAGGCUUUGGGAUAAGUUUGUUAUUACUUGGAGCAUUUUUUUUUUUUUUUUUUAGAGAACACACCCACACAUUGACUUUGUUUCAUACAAAGCACUGAUUACACAGAACAUACUUUUUAUAGGUGAUGUGAUCAAAGUCAUGUGGCUUGUUUGGGAGAUAGGAUUCGGUAAGGCACUUGGUGAUAUUAUUUUUGUUUUUUUGUUUACAGAAUUACCUGCUUUGGCCAGGUAAGCACUAUUGAAUAUAAUUCAAUAGUUUGUAAUAUAAAUUAAACCAUAUCCAUACGCAUCAACUAAUUGUAAGAACUUUUAUAUCCUAAUUUAAAAGCUGUGAAAUUUAGUUUUCACACAUCAAACCGGAUUGUUUAUAUAUGUUUAAACAUUUUAUGCUCUUUAUUUAAAGAAGACUUUGAACUAUUUUUUCUGUACCUUGUAAAAUAUUGAAAAACUAACAUAUGUUGAAGUUGCUUGAAACUGUACAUAAACUAAAUUUUCUGAAUUGUGUGUUUAUGUUUGAGAUCUGUGUUUUAACUUUGUAAGUAAAUCUCCUGCCUUUGUAUUUAUAUUUUACAAAAAUUUUCUUAAAGGCAAUAAAACUGUUGAGAAAUGAA
Gallus gallus (chicken) is the source of this 8959-nucleotide messenger RNA. RefSeq names its product BCL6 corepressor (gene BCOR). Gene Ontology annotation, biological process: negative regulation of transcription by RNA polymerase II. Lineage: Eukaryota; Metazoa; Chordata; Aves; Galliformes; Phasianidae. Gene Ontology annotation, cellular component: nucleus. The record is from RefSeq and is a predicted model, not a curated record. Gene Ontology annotation, molecular function: transcription corepressor activity; protein binding. The coding region runs from base 2848 to 8127 and encodes 1759 amino acids. The transcript has 15 exons.